Molecule: messenger RNA, 2825 nt
Organism: Capra hircus (goat)
Lineage: Eukaryota; Metazoa; Chordata; Mammalia; Artiodactyla; Bovidae
Gene: ZNF662
Product: zinc finger protein 662
Biological process (GO): regulation of DNA-templated transcription
Source: RefSeq, a predicted model, not a curated record
GAGUGAGAGUCCCUCGCAGGGCAGAGGACUGGCAGGAGUGAGGGUGGCAGGCAGUGUGUAUGGCAGGGGAGAGCAGAGAGCCAGGCGGGCCUGAGUUCUGUCUCAGAACUCUGUAACCUGGGGAGAGUUAACCUCUGAGCCUCAGGUUCUCUUCCAUAAAAUGGAUCUGAUACCCUCCUCAAAGGCUGUGAGCCAUACUCAGAGUAGUAUUUGUAUAGUGCUUGGCACAGGCUCGAUCAGUCGUGGUUGCUCUUGUUAUCAAAGGUGGUGAUGUCUGAAGGAACAGGACACAUGGUGGAGAAAGGAUGGCUCCCAGAGCUCAUGUGGGAAUGAAAAGGGAAAACUUGCAGAGGCUCAUGAAGAAGAGGAGAGAAUGUUUGCCAAAGUGAAAAUGAAGAGACGUGAGAAGAUUGGUGGCUGAUCACUUGUAUCUUUAUAGGUAGGGGGCAAAAAUCUGCUGAGAAUUUCCUUCAACAUUCAGAAUCCAGAAACUCAGUGGGCAUCCCCUCCAGUACCUCUUAGUGCCUCGUCUACCCUGACUCCAGGCCCGGGUCCUCAGACUGUCCUAUGGCAUAUAAACAUGUCGUUUCAGGAGUCAGUGACCCUUGAGGACAUGGUCAUCUACUUCUCUGAGAAUGAAUGGACACUGGCUUCUAUUCAGAGGGCCCUGUACAGGGAGGUGAUGCUGGAGAAUUAUGGGGCUGUGGCUUCCCUGGCGUGUCCAUUUCCUACACCGGCUCUGAUUUUCCAGCUGGUAGGGGGAACACCCUGGAGCUUGGCUCCUCGGGAAGGUCUGAAUGGAGAGAGCCCGAGGGGCAUCUUCCUAGAGCGGGUGUUGAAGAGUGAGAAGGAACAUUUUAUCCUGAAGGAGAACAUUCACGAGCAGGCACAGGACCACAUGUUGCUAUUGAGUGGACCCCAGUUAUGUAGCUCCCAGGAAUUCUGGUUUGGAAAAACGUGUGAAGAGGAGAAAAGCACUGUUGGGAGAUGGCCUGACUGCCCUAAAUAGGGUAAGUGGAGAACACGUGACAUUACAGCAGUGAUUGUCAAAGAUGAGAUGAUCUUAGUAGAAGAGCGUUCAGAGGAUGCCGAUGUUAACACCCACCUUGUACAUCAGAAAAGCCUAAGUGAAGAAGCAUUCUAUAUACGUGAAGAAUGUGGCAAGUGUUUGGAUCAAAAGGAAGACUUUGAUCAACAUCAGAGAAUUCAUAAUGGACAGAAGGUCUAUGGAUGUAAAGAAUAUGGGAAGAAUUUCAGUUUUAGAUCACAUUGCAUUGUACAUCAGAGGAUUCACACUGGGAUGAAACCAUGCCUAUGUCAAGAAUGUGCUAAAGCCUUUGGUUGGAAGUCAAACCUGAUUCAACACCGAAGAAUUCACACAAGAGAGAAACCCUUUGAAUGUAAGGAAUGUGGGAAGGGCUUUAUUCAGAACACAAGCCAUACACAGUGUCAGAUACGGCUUCACACCAGGGAGAAGCCAUGUACCUGUAAGAGAUGUGGGGAUAGUUUUACUUGGAACCCAGUCCUUCUUUGACUUCAGAGAAUUCACACUAGGGAGAAACUUUAUGAAUGUAAGGGCUUUGAGAAAGGCUUCAUGUGGAACUCGGGUCUUGCUCGGCACCCAUGGGUCCACAUUGGAGAGAAGCCUCAUGAAUAUAUUAACUGUGGGGAAAGCUUCAUUUGCAAGGCACAUCUCACUUGUUAUCAGAGAAUCCAUACUAGGGAAAGAACCUAGACAUGUAACAACUGUGGGGAAGCCUUCAGUUAGAAUUCUAUUUUAAUUACGUAUCAGAGGGGCCAUGCUGGAGAGAAACCGUAUAACCGUCAGACUUCUCACCUUCUUGAACAGUAGAGAAUGUGUAAUGGUGAUAUUUGUCUAUAAUUCUUAUGCUGCAGGAACCCCAACCACAAGAUGAAAUGAUGGCCCACAGUUUGCUGGACUGCAACAACCAGUAUUAUCUUGCCCUUUCUGAGUGAAUACCCUGUACUCCAGCAAGACUGGUCUCCCUGUUCAGCCAUAUUCAUACUAGGCAACAUUUAGUUGAGCACCUACUCUGUGUCAGGUACUGUGCUAACUGUUUUACGUAUAUUCCUUACUUUUUAAAAAAAUCCUGUAAUGUAGGUAUUCUUAUCCUCAUUUUAUAAAUGAGAAAUAUGAAAGAGGUUAUAAUACUCACUCAGGUCCAGUCAGCUAGUAAACUUUAGAGUUGAGAUGGGAACCAGGCCCAGUUGACUCUAAAUCUACUAUUCUUUGUGCACAUUUCUAGUCUUGCCUGUUUUUACUUGUCAAGUUUCCCUGGGCUAAAAGGCUCCCUUCCUUAUCUAAGACCCAGCUCCUUCCAUUGAACAGACCUCUUUUCCUCUUCUAAUGGUAGUCAGUGCCCCCCAAGUUGGUAUUUAAUUAUGUGCUGUCUUAUAUUUUUCUGAUAGCUUCAUGCUUGUUAGUCCAGCUAUAAACGGCUCUCUGGAGCAUGGCAUUUCUUUCUGUUUUUCAAAUUUUGAAGCAUAUUUACUUUUGACUAGAUAUAACAUGCUCAUGAUAAAAAAAAAAUUGAAAUGGUUCAAAUGUUCCUUUUCAUUCCUGUCUUUCAGUCCUCCUCAGAGACAAUACGUUAUUUCUGUGCCUUUCUGGGUACACACACACAAAGUAUUUAUUAAUACUGCUUUCUGUAAGUCUACCCCACUUAAAAACUGUAUUUGAUAUGAGGAUAUUGCUGUUAUAUUGCCAACUCCAGGACCUUCUCUUCCUCAGAAGUUGUGAGCCUCCUUGAGGCCACUGAGGUGACUUAAGGAAAGCAGUGGGGAUGGUCGGGGUCCUGCAGUCU